GGAUGGAUCAGUUGGCGUUUGGUGUGGUUGCGGCAUUCAAUGAUCAGAUGCCUGACCCAACCUCCCCCCUCUACACAUGGCCGGGAGAUCUGCUAACUCCUGAUGUCAUAUUCUUCCUCAAUCUACCUUCACACAAUCGCAAAAACAUGUUCAAAGAAAACGACACAUUAACGUUCAGAUCCAGACUGAUACAGUACUACCGCAACUGGAAAGGGACGCCUCCUAUAGUAGAGAUCAACAACACCAACGUUCACCGAGACGUCACCAACAUCAUGAUGGGUUACAUAGAGAGAAGACUGAACUACUGGAGACAUCUAGAGCCUCCACCUCCUAUGUAUCCGGUCGGCAACGACAUGGGCUACAGAUAACACAUCACUAUGAGCAAAUAAAAAUGA
Macrosteles quadrilineatus (aster leafhopper) is the source of this 395-nucleotide messenger RNA. RefSeq lists its product as uncharacterized. NCBI's taxonomy places the organism in Eukaryota, Metazoa, Arthropoda, Insecta, Hemiptera, Cicadellidae. The transcript has 2 exons. The record is from RefSeq and is a predicted model, not a curated record. Bases 3 to 368 code for a protein of 121 amino acids.